AGAUCAUUAACCGUUUCUAGUAUCCAUUCCACCUUUACACUUGCUCAUUCGUUCCGCCUUACUUCUUUAACACCAUCUGAUAAAGCAGGUUUACCGAGGGCAGCACUUUAACAGAAAGCUUUCACCUGGUGCCUGACUAAGAAUAUUUUCCUUCUCUUUUACAAACACUUGAACUUGGGAUUCGAUUGCUCACCAUGACUGAAUCCACCUUCUUCCGUUCGGAGGAAAUGUCGCUGAUUCAGUUGUACAUUCCAGCUGAAGUCGCACAGCCUGCUGUCUCUGAACUUGGAGAGUUGGGUCUUGUGCAAUUCCGUGAUCUCAAUCCCGAUGUUAAUGCUUUUCAGCGUGCCUUUGUUACAGAGAUUAGACGUUUCGAUGAGAUGGAGAGACAACUUCGUUUCUUUACCUCACAGAUCGAGAAGGCAGAGAUUCCUAUCCGCCACUCGCACUCAACCCCAUAUUUGACGCGUGCCCGUUCGCGUCAGGAGUUGGAUGAUCUCGAAGAACGUCUUUCUGAGCAUGAGAACCGUCUUCUUCAGAUGAACAAUUCAUACGAAACUAUGCAGCGCCGCUUUCUUGAGCUCACGGAACAAAAACACGUUCUUCGUGAGACUCAUGAUAUUUUCGAAGAUGCUGCCAUACACCAAGAAGAUGCUCGCCGUUCCUUUGAUGAGCCUAGUGCUCCUCUUCUCGACGACUUGGAAACUGGUGCUGGCCUUCAACUCGGCAAUGUCACUGGUGUUAUUCCUCGUAGCAAGAUGCAGACAUUUGAACGCAUUCUUUGGAGGUCUCUUCGUGGAAAUUUGUACAUGAACACCGCAGAGAUUGAAGAGCCUGUCAUUGAUCCCUCAACUGAUGUGAUUGUGGAGAAGAAUGUUUUCAUUAUCUUUGCACAUGGACGUGAGAUUCUUGCCAAGAUUAGAAAGAUUGCAGAGUCCCUCGGUGCCACUCUCUAUCCUGUUGAUGCAUCUCCUGACCGUCGCAGGGAGGCACUUUCGGACGUCAUGCGCCAUAUUGAGGAGUUUAACUCUGUUCUCGCUAAUACAACCCAGACCCGUCGUCAGGAGCUGAUGCGUAUUUCAGAGAAUUUGAACGCAUGGAUGACUAUUGUUAAGAAGGAAAAGGCAACCUACCACACCAUGAACCACUUCAACUAUGACAUCAACCGCAAAUGUCUGAUUGCUGAGGGCUGGUGCCCCACCAACGAGAUCAGCACUAUCCAGACUGCUCUUCGUGGUGUCACUGAACGCGCAGGAUCGACUGCUCCGACCAUUUUGAACGAGCUCCGUACUCACAGGGAGCCUCCUACUUACCACAAGACUAACAAGUUCACGGCUGGUUUCCAGGCCAUUGUCGAUGCUUAUGGUAUGGCGCGUUAUCGCGAGGUCAACCCUGGCUUGUUCACUGUGAUUUCUUUCCCUUUCCUCUUUGCUGUCAUGUUUGGUGAUGUGGGACACGGCAUCUUGGUUUUACUCGGUGCUCUCUACCUUGUUAUGAAUGAGCGUAAGCUUGCUCAUGUUGAUGGAGAGAUGUUUCAAAUGGUCUAUGGUGGCCGCUACAUCAUCCUUCUCAUGGGUGCCUUUUCGAUUUUCACCGGAAUGAUGUACAAUGAUAUUUUCUCACGUGCGUUGCCCUGGUUCCAGACUGGGUGGGUCUUCAACGUUCCUGAAGAUUAUGACGGCAAAACUGUCAUCGUCGCUGAACCCAAUGGUCACACCUAUCCUUUUGGUAUCGACUAUGCUUGGCACGGAACUGAAAACUAUCUUUUGUUCACCAAUUCGUACAAGAUGAAGAUGUCGGUUGUCCUGGGAGUGAUCCACAUGUCCUUCGGUAUCUGCAUGGUCUACUACAAUGCAAAGUUCUUCCGCAAGCCCAUUGAUAUCAUCGGUGGCUUCAUUCCUCAACUGCUGUUCAUGCAGGUCUUGUUCGGCUACCUUGUUAUCAUGAUUGUUUACAAAUGGACUGUAGACUGGUUUGAGCAUGAUGCAGCUGGUUAUCCUGUCCGCAAUACGCCACCAAGUUUGCUUAACACUAUGAUCUAUAUGUUCUUGAGCCCUGGCUCGGUUAACGAGAAUGAUAAACUCUACCCCGGACAAGGUUUCAUUCAAGGGUUGCUUGUUUUCAUUGCAUUCAUUUGCAUACCUUGGAUGUUAUUCUUGAAGCCAUAUUAUCUCAAGCAUGAGCACAACAAUGCUCGUUCGAAGGGAUACCAUCAACCCUCUGAGAACCAUGUUCGUAUCAGUACAGACAGUACGCACUCAGAUGAUAUCGGUGGUGCUGUCGUUGCUGAUGAUGUGGAGCAUGAGGAGGAGUUUGAGUUCUCGGAAGAGUUGAUUCAUCAGGUGAUUCACACGAUUGAUUUCUGUCUUGGAUGCAUUUCCAAUACAGCAUCGUACCUUCGUCUGUGGGCUCUGUCACUUGCUCACGCACAGCUGUCUGAGGUACUUUGGACUAUGACCCUAGGCAUGGCUUGGAGCUUCACUGGUUUUGUGGGCACAUUCUUGACGAUCGUCAUGUUUUCGGUAUGGUUCUCAUUGACGAUCUUUAUCUUGGUGGGUAUGGAGGGUCUAUCUGCAUUCUUGCACGCUCUUCGUCUGCACUGGGUUGAGUUCAACAACAAAUUCUACCAGGGUACAGGAUAUGCCUUUGAACCCUUCUCGUUUGUGGCCGUCCUGUCUCAGAAGGACGCGUAAACGAUACUAGAAGGCUCUUGAUGACAAAUGGAAUACGAUGAAAGCAUUCUGUUUGCAGUUAUCUAUGCUUUUCUUUGGUCUCCUUUUACACUUACAAUUUCAGACAAUAUUACGAAACAAAUAAAGAGUCAUUGAAACGAUUAACCACAUCUAUCCCGCUCAAUAAAAUGCUGAAAUUCC
Lobosporangium transversale is the source of this 2873-nucleotide messenger RNA. RefSeq names its product V-type ATPase, V0 complex, 116kDa subunit family. NCBI's taxonomy places the organism in Eukaryota, Fungi, Mortierellomycota, Mortierellomycetes, Mortierellales, Mortierellaceae. Gene Ontology annotation, molecular function: proton-transporting ATPase activity, rotational mechanism; ATPase binding. Bases 195 to 2693 code for a protein of 832 amino acids. Gene Ontology annotation, cellular component: vacuolar proton-transporting V-type ATPase complex; fungal-type vacuole membrane; vacuolar proton-transporting V-type ATPase, V0 domain. The record is from RefSeq and is a predicted model, not a curated record. Gene Ontology annotation, biological process: vacuolar acidification; proton transmembrane transport. The transcript is spliced from 6 exons.